AUGUACAGGCGAAUCCUACGUCAAACUCGUAGGUAUUUCACAUGCAUUUCACACCCAGAGUCCAAGUUACCACAUACCAACUGCCCAAACUUGGUAAAACCGUUUAUAAAUUUCCCAAGAACUGAAGAGGCUCUUACAAACCAUUUUCUAUCAAUUUUGCAAGCUUGUUGUGAUCAUGCUCUUCUUCAACAAGGUAGACAAAUCCAUGCCCAGGUCAUUGCUAAUGGAAUCAGCAGAAAAAAUCUAAUUGGUACAAAGAUUUUGGCUGUGUAUGUUCUUUGUGGAAGCUUUUUAUACGCUAAGAAUGUAUUUUACCGGCUCGAUUUGCGCUUUGCUUCGCCUUGGAAUUGGAUGAUUAGAUGGUUUACCAUGAUGGGUUUGUUUGAUGUUGCUAUAAUGUUGUACUUCAAGAUGUUGUGUUAUGGAACUUCCCCUGACAAGUACACUUUCCCUCCUGUGAUUAAAGCCUGUGGUGGUUUGAACAAUGUGAGAUUGGCGAAACGUGUUCAUAGCACGGUUAAAUUGAUUGGUUUGGAGGUGGAUGUAUUUGUGGGCAGUUCUUUGAUAAAGUUAUAUGCAGAGAAUGGUUUUAUUCAGGAUGCAAGACAGUUGUUCGAUAAAAUGCCUCACAGAGAUAGUGUUUUGUGGAACGUCAUGCUCAAUGGUUUUGUGAAGAAUGGAGAUGGAAAGAAUGCUGUGGAAAUGUUUUUGAAGUUGAGAAUUAGUGAUGUGAAGCCCAACUCAGUGACAUUUGCUUGUAUGUUGUCUGUCUGCGCGUCAGAACAGUUGGUUCGUUUUGGUACGCAGCUCCAUGGGCUUGUUGUUAACUCUGGGUUGGAGUUGGAUUCUCCUGUUGCUAACACAUUGUUGGCUAUGUACUCAAAAUGUCAGCACUUGUCUGAUGCGCAUAAACUGUUCGACUUGAUGCCAAAAACUGAUCUAGUGACAUGGAAUGGGAUGAUAUCUGGGUAUGUGCAAAAUGGAUUCAUGAUUGAGGCUUCAAACUGUUUUCAUGAAAUGAUAUCGGCUGGUGUGAAACCAGACUCAAUUACUUUUGCAAGUUUUAUUCCAUCAGUUACUGAAUCCGCAAGUCUCCACAAAGGUAAGGAGAUUCAUGGUUAUAUAAUAAGACACGGUGUGCCCCUAGAUGUGUUCUUGAAAAGUGCACUUAUUGAUUUAUACUUUAAGUGUAGAAAUGUGGCGAUGGCACGCAAUAUUCUCAAACAAAGUACCACAGUGGAUGUCAUCGUCUGCACAGCUAUGAUUUCAGGGUUUGUGCUUAAUGGGAUGGACACCAAUGCUUUGGAGACUUUCAGAUGGCUACUUAAAAACAAAAUGAGACCAAAUUCUGUAACCCUGGCUAGUGUUUUGCCGGCUUUUGCUGGUUUGGCGGCUCUAAAAUUGGGGAAGGAAUUGCACGGUAACAUCAUAAAAAAUGGGCUUGACAGAUGGUGUUAUGUGGGAAGUUCAAUUACAGGCAUGUAUGCAAAAUGUGGAAGACUGGAUCUCGCCCGUCAAGUAUUUAAACGAAUUCCCAAAAAAGAUGCUGUUUGUUGGAACACAAUGAUUACAAGUUGUUCUCAGAAUGGAAAACCAGAAGAGACGAUUGAUCUCUUUUGUCAGAUGGGGAUGGAAGGAACCAAGUAUGAUUGUGUGAGUCUAUCAGCUACCCUCUCCUCUUGCGCAAACUUACCAGCACUACAUUAUGGGAAAGAGAUCCAUGCUUUCAUGAUUAGAAGAGCAUUCAUCUCUGAUGUUUUUGCCGGAAGUGCCCUUAUAGACAUGUAUGCAAAAUGUGGAAACUUAGAGUUUGCUCGCAAGGUCUUUAACCUUAUGCUAGUGAAGAAUGAUGUUUCGUGGAACAGCAUCAUUGCUGCUUAUGGGAACCAUGGGCGCCUCAAGGAGUCUCUGGCUUUAUUUCAUCAAAUGUUAGAGAAGGGAAUCCUGCCUGAUCAUGUCACCUUCCUUGGCAUAAUCUCUGCUUGUGGACACGCAGGUCGGGUUGAUGAUGGGAUCAACUACUUCCGUUAUAUGACGGAGGAAAAUCAAAUUCCAGCCCGAAUGGAGCAUUAUGCUUGUAUGGUAGAUUUAUUUGGGCGCGCUGGACGAUUAACCGAAGCAUUUGAUAUGAUAAGGAGCAUGCCUUUCGCACCAGAUGCGGGGGUUUGGGGCACAUUGCUGGGAGCUUGCCGAGUCCAUGGCAAUGUUGAGCUUGCCGAAGAGGCAUCAAGACAUCUUUUCGAAUUGGACCCACAGAAUUCUGGCUACUAUAUAUUACUUUCAAACAUCCAUGCUAAUGCUGGAGACUGGAAAAGUGUGCUUAAAAUUCGUAGUUUGAUGAAAGAGAGAGGAGUUAAGAAGGUUCCAGGGUAUAGCUGGAUUGAGAUAAACAACAAAACCCAUAUGUUUGUUGCAGCAGAUGGAAGUCAUCUCGAGUCUGCUGAGAUCUAUUCUGUACUUAUGAGUCUUCUUUUAGAGCUAAGAAGAGAAGGUUACGCUCCCAAACCUUACCUUCCAAUGCAUCAACAAACACUGGGGAUGUGACUACUGGAGAAAAUGUUUAACAAUCUUUUGCAUUCCAGCCAUUUUUUUCCUUGCGUUGGAAUUUCUAAAUACGGUUUCUUAACUUGUUUAACAAAACCCAUUUGGCAUACGUCUUAGUCAGAAUCUGAAUUAUAAAAGGCAC
This is a messenger RNA of Morus notabilis, 2686 nucleotides long. Its product is annotated as pentatricopeptide repeat-containing protein At4g21300. Lineage: Eukaryota; Viridiplantae; Streptophyta; Magnoliopsida; Rosales; Moraceae. Gene Ontology annotation, molecular function: RNA binding; protein binding. The transcript has a single exon. Bases 1 to 2544 code for a protein of 847 amino acids. The record is from RefSeq and is a predicted model, not a curated record. Gene Ontology annotation, biological process: RNA modification.